Cryptomeria japonica (Japanese cedar) is the source of this 2432-nucleotide messenger RNA. RefSeq names its product sugar transport protein MST4. Gene Ontology annotation, cellular component: membrane. Lineage: Eukaryota; Viridiplantae; Streptophyta; Pinopsida; Cupressales; Cupressaceae. Gene Ontology annotation, biological process: monosaccharide transmembrane transport. The record is from RefSeq and is a predicted model, not a curated record. Gene Ontology annotation, molecular function: monosaccharide transmembrane transporter activity. The coding region runs from base 536 to 2110 and encodes 524 amino acids. The transcript has 4 exons.
AUUUCCCAAAAGAUUUUAACUGCUCAAAGUGUUUGAUCUUAUCAUACAGGUAACCAUGAAUUACAGGGUGGGACUGUGUUGCUAGAUCGGACGGUUGAGAGGGAAGGUCCUUGAGAAGUGGGUUAGAUGUAGACGGUAGGAUCAACCCCUCAGGUGGCUUAGGUGGCAGCCAGGGUACUUUAUGAGUGGGGAUACAAAUGUCAGGUGUGGGUUCAUACUAGGAGACUGAAAUGCCUGGACAGAGGUAGUAGUAGGGCUGUCUUUACUGUCCUUUAAAGCUGGACAGUUGACAUAAAUCUUUGUGGUGUUUUUUGGAUAAGAAAUCCUCUUCUGGAUUGUAGCGUUAUAAAUUUACAUGUUUUGGUGGGGAAGUAGGAGAAGUAUUUGAGUUUGAUUCGGCCUGUUUUGGAUAGGAAUCUGCUGUGUUUUUGUUUUUCCUGUUUUGGGUGCUGGUCUCUGUUAGGGUUUUUUUGAGAAUUCAAGAGACUUGAAGAGAUCAGCUUCUUUUGUUGGUUUUUUUGAGGAUUCUGUCAAAAUGCCUGCCAUGAGUUUUUCAGUCCGAGGGAAGGCCGAGGUAAUGGAGUUUGAGGGUCGAAUAACGCCUUAUGUUGUCAUCACAUGUAUCUUGGCUGCGAGUGGUGGGCUGAUGUUUGGCUAUGACAUUGGAAUUUCUGGAGGGGUUACGUCGAUGGAUGAUUUCCUCGAGAAAUUUUUUCCAGUCGUGUAUCUCAAGAAGAAAGAGGCCCACGAAAAUGCAUACUGCAAAUACGACAAUGAAAACCUCCAGUUGUUCACUUCGUCUCUCUAUAUGGCGGGUCUUGUAGCGACAUUCUUUGCGUCGUAUACAACCAAAAAUUAUGGUCGGAGACCUACCAUGCUUAUCGCAGGCUUAUUUUUUGUAGGAGGGGUGGUGUUGAACACAGCAGCUGUUAAUCUUUUAAUGCUUAUUCUCGGAAGAAUUUUGCUCGGUUGUGGGGUCGGAUUCGCUAAUCAGGCCGUUCCACUUUUCCUGUCGGAGAUCGCACCAACCAGGAUUAGAGGCGCUUUAAACAUCCUCUUCCAGCUAAAUACAACGAUAGGGAUUCUGUUUGCCAAUGUGGUAAACUACGGAACGGAGAGAAUCAGGCCGUGGGGAUGGAGACUUUCACUGGGUCUAGCAGGAAUUCCAGCGCUCCUCCUUACAGUAGGCUCCUUAUUUAUAGUGGAAACACCCAACAGCCUGGUUGAAAGAGGACAGCUGGAAGAGGGAAAGGCCGUACUGAGAAAAAUUAGAGGAACCAAUAAUGUAGAUCCAGAGUUCAACGAACUAGUGGAGGCCAGUCGAAUGGCAAAGCAAGUUAAGCAUCCAUUCAGAAACUUGCUGAAGCGAAGAAACAGACCUCAACUUGUCAUAACAAUCUGCCUGCAAAUCUUUCAACAGUUCACUGGUAUCAACGCCAUUAUGUUCUAUGCGCCUGUGCUCUUUCAGACAUUAGGAUUCAAGAAUGAUGCCUCACUCUACUCUUCAGUCAUUACUGGUGCAGUAAAUGUUAUUGCUACUAUAAUUUCAAUAUUCUCAGUUGAUAAACUUGGGCGCAGAAUGCUUCUUAUUGAAGCCGGUAUACAGAUGUUUAUUUCUCAGGUGAUAAUUGGAGUUCUGUUGGGAGUGGGCUUGAAACAGGAUGAAGAACUGUCCCGUGGCACAGCUAUUGUGAUAGUGCUUAUGGUGUGCACAUUUGUUUCAGCCUUUGCAUGGUCAUGGGGGCCUCUUGGGUGGUUGAUUCCUAGUGAAACAUUUCCAUUGGAAACUAGAUCUGCAGGACAAAGUGUCACUGUGUGUGUGAACCUUGUCUUCACUUUUGUUAUUGCACAAGCAUUCCUGUCUAUGCUUUGCAGAUUCAAAUACGGGAUUUUCUUUUUCUUUGCUGCUUGGGUUUCAGUUAUGACCAUAUUUGUACUGUUUCUCCUUCCUGAGACAAAGAAUGUGCCAAUUGAAGAAAUGACAGAGAGAGUAUGGAAACAUCAUUGGCUGUGGAAGAAGUAUGUGAGAGACGUUGAUUUAACUGAUGAUGAAGCGGGAGAUGCCUAUCCCAGACAUGCAAAUGGAAUAACCGAUGCCAACUCCUGCUAAUUAAGACUCGCAGAUGUAAAUUAAAGCAGAUUUCAUUGGCAUAUCAGCGCACUUGUUAACUGCACUUUGGAUAUUUAAUAAAUUAUAUUGGUAAAUAGACGUGAGUAGUAAAUAGCCAUCACAAAUGUGAAACGAGCUUGCUUAGCUCGUUAUUGUGGUUGUGGUUUGUUGAUGAGUAUUUUUUUGUUGGCUAUUGUCGAGUUCAAUUUUUGGAUUUCAUCGAUCGGUUGAUCUUGUAGACAUGAAAAAAAACUUUCAUUUCGUGUUUCAUUAUAAAUUGUAUGACUGCUGGUUUCUCAAUGCUCAGGAGAGCAUUUACUUC